Lobosporangium transversale is the source of this 3339-nucleotide messenger RNA. RefSeq lists its product as hypothetical. The coding region runs from base 229 to 3237 and encodes 1002 amino acids. NCBI's taxonomy places the organism in Eukaryota, Fungi, Mortierellomycota, Mortierellomycetes, Mortierellales, Mortierellaceae. Gene Ontology annotation, molecular function: protein binding; mRNA binding. Gene Ontology annotation, cellular component: nucleus. Gene Ontology annotation, biological process: mRNA 3'-end processing. The transcript is spliced from 4 exons. The record is from RefSeq and is a predicted model, not a curated record.
UGUGGGCCAUCCAUCUCUUCUUCUCUACCCCCUUUUUGCAUUCUCCUCUGAUCAUCAUCUCUCUUCACUCUCAUUAUAGCGAUCAGCCUUUAAUAAUAUUGUCAUCUUUUAUUUUUUGUUCUAUCCUACAGCUGUGCACAGUUGCAUUUGUCUGGUUGUCUGGUUGUCUGUUUAAUUAUCUGCUUAUCUGCUGUUUGUUUAUUUUGUUUAUUUUUCAUUUUUGGUUCAAUGGAUUUGCCUGUUCUCAAUGAGACCAAAUCUCCAGCAUCGGGCUCCAAUCAGCCUUCACGGGCGAGUUCUGUAGAGGGUAGUUUGACUCCACAGCAGCAUAAUGUCAAUGGAGGUGAAAGCACCUUGUCCACUACAGAUCCUAAUAAGAAGCCAGAACUGACGGAUGGACUGGAACAGGCUAUUGCUGAAGAUCCUUAUGACGCAGAUGCUUGGUUGACACUGUUGAAUGAAGCCGAGAGAGAAGGUGAAGUUAAGAGGGUGAGGGAUGUAUAUGAAAGGUUUCUCAAGGUUUAUCCGACUUCGUCUAGGUAUUGGAUCCAAUAUGCCGAGUUUGAGCUCAAGAAUCAACAUUUUACUGAGGUUGAAAACAUCUUUCAACGUUGCCUCAGAUCUGUUUUAUCUGUGGAUCUUUGGAAGUACUAUCUGAAUUACAUUCGUCGUAUCAAUACUGGCCCUGAAUCUAGAGACAUCAUCACAAAAGCCUAUGACUUUGUACUUCAGCAUGUGGGUCUUGAUCGGGAUUCUGGACCUAUCUGGGCGGACUAUAUUUUUUUUCUAAAAUCGGGUCUGGUCCAAAACACAUGGGAGGAGCAGCAAAAGAUGGAUGCUAUGCGUCGUGUGUACCAAAAGGCAGUUUGUAUCCCACUUAAUAACAUUGAAAACAUCUGGAGAGAUUAUGACUCAUUUGAGAAUGGUCUCAAUAAAUUGACAGCCAAGAAAUUUCUUCUGGAGCGUUCUGCAGGUUACAUGACAGCGCGCAUGAUGUGGAAAGAGCUUCGCAAAUUGACAGAUGGAAUCAACAAGAAUAUGCUUCCUCGACCUGUGAAGUGGACUGAACGUGAGUUACAUCAAUUGGAACAGUGGAAGCGUUAUAUUCGAUGGGAGAAAUCUAAUCCACUCAAUCUGGAAGACCCAGCCGCGUUGUCAAACCGUGUCAUAUGGACCUAUAAGCAAGCGCUGAUGUCCAUGCGGUUCUAUCCAGAGAUUUGGUUUGAGGCAGCAACGUAUUUUCAAGAAGUGGGACGUGUUGAUGAGGCCGUAGCACUCUUGAAAAAUGGUUGUGAAAUUCUUCCUACUAGUUUUCUGCUUCAUUUCGCUUGUGCAGAACUAGAAGAGAACCGUAAGAAUUUUAAGGAAAGCAGGGCAGUUUUUGAGACAUUGGUCAAGAACCUAACGGACAAGAUCGAUGAUAUGAAUAAUAAAGUGAAUGAGGAAGUCCAGGCGGCCAAAUUAGCGUUGCAGGCUGAGCAACAGCUUUUGGAUAGUGGACUGACCUCUGGUAAGAAGGUUCGCGAUAUUGAGGAAGUCGAUGGAGAGGUGAGAGAACGUGAACGUGAUGAGCUAAAGAAGCGCACCAAGGAGCUUUUACAGUAUGAAAAGUUGGCCCGACGGGAGGUGGAUGAGAUGGUCAAGGGAUGUGGACUUGCCUGGAUCAUGUUUAUGCAGUUUGUACGUCGGACAGAAGGGACAUCACAAUGGAGACAGAUCUUCAGCCGUGCACGUCGCUCAAGCGGGUGCCCAUAUCAGGUAUAUAUUGCUGCAGCUCUGAUGGAGUACCAUUGCACCAAGGAUGCAUCGAUUGCAGGAAAGGUUUUUGAGCUUGGAUACAAGUCAUUCAGUGAUGAGACCGAUUAUGUGGAUCAAUAUCUGGAAUUCUUAAUUCAACUGAACGAUGAUAGCAAUGCAAGAGCACUCUUUGAGCGUGCAUUGAUCAACAUGUCACCUGAUACGGCGCGUCCUCUCUGGGAGAAGUUUUCAGAAUAUGAGAACAAGUAUGGUGAUCUUGCAGCGAUCGCAAAGGUGGAAAAGAGACGCAGGGAGGUGUAUCCGGAAGAUUCUGUGCUUGAUCGGUUUGUGGCUAGAUAUAGUUUUAAUGACCUCAAGGUUAUUGAGGAAAUGGAUAUGGGUCUCAGCAUCCGUAAGAAUAUCCAUGUACCAGCAUUGACGGAUUUUUCAAGCGACUUUCCGCCCCCUCCACCCGUUAAUCUGGAUAAAGCUUAUCGAGCUGGGCGCCGACCCUUGAUGGAGCCUGUUCAUGCUGACUUGUACCCUAGACCAGACUUCGCCAUGUGGAAUACUUAUAGAGUCUAUCCUGAAAUGAUCAAAUCAUCUGCAACAGCCGCAGCACGUGAAAGGGAAAGGGAGAGGGAGGCCAAUGUAAGGCCAGGUGGUAUGGAUACAGUACCACAUGCACAUCCCCAUGCAGGAGGCGGAGACAGAGAUCGGGAUGCCCGCGAUGCGGAGAUGCGGGAUGUUCCCGUCCCUGGUGGGCCAGGUUUUGCUCCAAAACCUCUCUUACCACCCCAUGCGCCUUCUCCAAUCCCACCUCAAGCUAUGAAUUCGCCAUCUCAUCAGUCUAAUCCUCCAGUGUUGCCGCCGCCGCCGCAGCCACCAAUCCAACAACACCCACCUCCGUUAUCUGUUCCUGGAUGGACUGCGGGACCCCAUGGAUUGAUUCCUGAGGCUGUGGCCUUCUUUUUAUCUAAUUUACCUUCGGCCUCCAGCUUCAAUGGUCCAGUCUUAGCGCCUCAUGAUAUUCUAGAGCUUAUUAGGGUGGCACAGAUCCCGCCAGGACAGGCCAUGAUUGUUCCACCGCCAGUACCAGUACCGGGUAUGCCACCACAACCUGUUCCAGGGCCAGGCCUCACACCACACAAUGAUAUUCAUCGAGAUGGAGGAAGGGGUCCGCUACCAGGCCGUGACAUGGGCAAUACCGGUUACCGUGGGGACCGUGACCGAGACUUUCACAAUCGGGAUAGGGAUAGAGACCAACGAGGUGAGCGCGGCGGUCGUGGAGACCGUGGGAGCUUUAGGUCACGUGGAGGGCCUGGAGGUAUGCGAGGAGGGAUGAAAAGAAAAGGACGGGAUUAUGAUGACGAUCUGGGCGGGGCUGGUGGGGGUAAUGUCGGAGGAGAUUUCCGUAACAACCACAUGCCAGGGGUGAAUCGUCCACCAGAAUAUGAUUUAUUCAGGUCGAGACAGCAGCGUAAAGCCAACAUGGAGUAAAUUUCUUCAUGCCAUUUUUGUUUUGAUAUUGAACUACUAUUAGUUGUUAGCUGUUUCAAUGUCUAUUCCAAUUGGUCUUUUCUUUUUUCUUUUUUUUUUUGU